AACUGGUCAUCAAUGCGAAUUUACUGGCACUGCUAAAAAACGUGGUCCUAGAAAUGGUACCGUCGAGGUGAUCAAAAGUUCGGCUAGUAGAAUUGAGAAUGUUUUGGAAAAAAAUCCAAGUUUACGACCUCAAAUCGAACAAAUGAUGAAACAUAGCUCCUCGGUCCGUUCGUCGAGAUCCCCUUAUGAUGUAUCCCUUAACCCCAUAAUGAUGGAUGCUUCUCGAUCUCAUGCUAUUCAUAAUACCUCUCGAACUUUUCCGUAUCCUGCGCCAAGAGGUCAUUAUUCACAACGAAAACAUGAUGAUAAUUCUAUUGAAUUACAGUCCCCUCAUGAGAUCAGACAGGAAGUCGUGCGACCUGUGCCGAAGUAUCCCUUAAACAUGAGAAAUCAUGUGACUAACGGAAUUUCAGAUCAAUUCUCCGCAAAUUCAAAUUCGUCGCAUAAUAUCAAUACUGUUGCCAUUCCACAAUCAUUACCACCGAUCACCACAUUAGAAACUUCCCCGCUUGUGGAGUGCUCUUCUGCACAAUUAAAUGCUCCACUUAAACCCAGAUUGCUGUUAACCGGCACACUAUCCGACGUGCCACGACCUCGACAGACAAAUGCAAGUCCAUUACCACCUUUGUUGCAAUCAUUGGGCGAAGAUUCUAUGAAAUUACCAAUUCCUUGGAUGGCACAACAGCCGAAAAAAUCCAUGUCAAUGCCGAUUCUUGGAAAUUCUGCCGGUAUCCAUUUAUUACUUUCUCCUGCGCCAGAUUUGGGGAAUCCUCUCGAUAAUAAUCGUCAUUUGGUUCAAAUGAACCCUCAAUUUUCUACUGACU
Molecule: messenger RNA, 824 nt
Organism: Racocetra fulgida
Lineage: Eukaryota; Fungi; Glomeromycota; Glomeromycetes; Diversisporales; Gigasporaceae
Source: the annotation of a GenBank genome assembly